GUGAUGUCGCGUCACCGGCAACGGUGUCCAGCCAGUAAUGCAGAGGAUCUGAUCCUCCGCCACCACCCACUUGUUCUUUCCGUAGCCUCCUCCCGUCUCCUCCUCUUCCUCCCCUUUCCUCUCCUCCGUUCCCCUCGUCUCUCCCUCCCCCGAUCCAAAUGGUGCCUCCGCAAUCCGCUCCCCACGGUCUCACGUAGCCACGGUUUGCCCCUGGUCCCUCGCCCGCCGCUCCGUUCGCUUCUGUUCAAGGCUUGUUGUAUUUAGUUUAUCUUGACCAACAUUACUUCACAUGCUAUUUGUACAGUCAGAGGAGGAAGUUUUGAAGUUUCAGCACAACUGCGUUUACUGUGCUUGACUUUCAGUAGAUGUCGUUCCGUAGCAUUGUGCGUGAUGUAAGGGAUGGCUUUGGGAGCUUGUCUCGAAGAGGAUUUGAGGUGAAGCUUCUGGGCCAUCGCAGAGGGAAAUCUCAUGGUGCUGUUCAUGAGUUGCAUGAUCCAGCCCCAGUGAUUCAGAGCAGUUGCUGGGCUAAUUUGCCUCCUGAAUUGCUUCGAGAUGUGAUUGAGAGGCUGGAGGCCAGUGAAGCUACAUGGCCUUCCAGGAAGAAUGUAGUUUCUUGUGCGGCUGUUUGUAGAACCUGGAGAGAGAUGUGUAAAGAGAUUGUUAAGAAUCCAGAGUUUUGUGGGAAGAUCACAUUUCCUGUUUCCCUGAAGCAGCCUGGCCCUCGAGAUGGAACCAUCCAGUGCUUCAUCAAAAGGGAUAAAUCUACCCAAACUUACUACUUAUAUCUGUGUCUUAGCUCAGCUGUGCUCGUUGAAAAUGGCAAGUUCCUCCUAUCUGCGAAAAGAACAUCCCGUCCAACUUGUACAGAAUAUACAAUAUAUAUGAAUUCUGACAAUGUGUCUAGGUCAAGCAAAAUGUACAUCGGAAAGCUGAGAUCAAAUCUCCUUGGCACAAAGUUUGCAGUCUAUGAUACUCAGCCUCCAUGCAGUGCUGCCAAUGUUUCACAACCUGGGAAAACAAGCCGUAGGUUCUACUCCAGGAAGGUGUCGCCAAAGGUCCCUUCCAGCACCUACAGCAUAGCGCAGGUUUCAUAUGAGCUAAACGUCUUGGGUACUCGGGGUCCUAGGCGGAUGAACUGUGUGAUGCACUCCAUCCCUGCAUCAUCCCUUGAGGUUGGUGGCACUGUUCCAUGCCAGCCAGAGAGUGUCCUUGCCCGCUCCAUUGAUGAGUCAUUUGGUAGCAUUUCCUUCUCCAAAUCAUCUGUUGUGGAUCAUUCAAUGCGUUUCAGCAGCACACGGUUAUCUGACAUCUCAACGAGCAGCCACAGGAUCGGAAACAUGUUGUUGGGUGACAAUGAUGAGUGCAAGGAGAGGCCAUUGGUUCUCCGAAACAAGGCCCCAAGAUGGCACGAGCAGCUGCAGUGUUGGUGCCUCAAUUUCAUGGGCAGGGUAACUGUUGCGUCUGUCAAGAACUUUCAGCUUGUUGCCGCGACACAGCCUGCUGCUGGAGCCCCGACAUCUUCACAGGCUGCCCCAGCACCACCACCUGAGCAUGAAAAGGUGAUACUGCAAUUCGGGAAGGUGGCCAAGGAUAUGUUCACAAUGGACUACCGUUAUCCGCUGUCAGGCUUCCAGGCCUUUGCAAUCUGCCUGAGCAGCUUCGACACCAAGCUGGCAUGCGAAUAAAGCCAUCAGUGCCGCAUUGUCGGUGAUUAUGUUUCAUGAAGACGCCGGCCCUGAAAUUUUGCGGGGCCGCCAUUCUGUUGUAUGUUGUUGAUGCCUUAACUUGUAGCUCCCUAGAAAGCAACGUUUAGCCAUUUCCACCUGAUCUACAGACUACAGCUGAUGCUGCUGUGUUUUUAAUACUACCUUUGCACUGUGGAGUAGCAUCUUGGCCUGCCCUUAACUAGCUGGCAGAUUAGAUUUAAUUGGGCUUUUCUUACUAUGGUUGUGGCAGCUGAGACUGAGAUGAGAGUUUGACAUUUCCAUCUGUGCCCAACCUCAGAUUGUAUGCCUGCUGAGGUGGUGACGCGCAAAUGUGCAUCAUGUAGAAUUUUGAAUUGCCUUGUCACAAGUCAUUGCAAUAAAAAGGAUUAACUUCCAUUUGCUUCCCAAAAAAUUGGGCGGUUGUA
Phragmites australis (common reed) is the source of this 2131-nucleotide messenger RNA. Its product is annotated as tubby-like F-box protein 14. The transcript has 5 exons. Lineage: Eukaryota; Viridiplantae; Streptophyta; Magnoliopsida; Poales; Poaceae. The record is from RefSeq and is a predicted model, not a curated record. Bases 366 to 1685 code for a protein of 439 amino acids. Gene Ontology annotation, molecular function: protein binding.